Molecule: messenger RNA, 3750 nt
Organism: Trichobilharzia szidati
Lineage: Eukaryota; Metazoa; Platyhelminthes; Trematoda; Strigeidida; Schistosomatidae
Source: the annotation of a GenBank genome assembly
AUGAUGAUGACAUCUUCAACUGACAAAAUCAUUCAUAGUCCUAGUGUACGCAGUUCAUGCAGCCUAACAGAUAAAUAUUAUUUCGACUCAGCAGUACAAGGUAUGGCAUUGAAUAUAUGUAAGGACGAAAAUCAUCUGCACGUGGAUAAUUCUGAAAUACUUUCUGAUAAUCCAGGUGAUGAAGAAGAUGGAAUCUAUGAAUAUGUCUUGAAUAAAGAAUAUAGGCAGAAAGAACAACAAAUUAAGGAACUAAUUAAAUACCAGACAAAAUCAUCUGAUAGCUCAAUUGACGACAGAGAAUUUACUGUGCCUAAAGAAGACUUGAAAAUUUCGUUAAAUCAGAAGAAGUUGAUAAAUACUCAAUGGGAUGAAUUGAAACCAUAUAGCACAAGUGAUCAUAAUGAUGGCGAAGAUAUACUAUCCGAGAUUGGUGUUGACAUCUACAACGUCGGUAGUCAAUCAAGGCUUGUCUGUAACAUAUCUACAAGUGAGGAGAGUCCAUUAAGUUUCCCUUUAGUAAAAGCGUAUUAUUGUGACAGCUCUGGAACUGGUCGAUGUAGUUAUAUCAGCAGGAUUCCUAGUCAAGAUGUGGAUAAUUAUGAUGCUGUUAAUAAUGACGAAAACAAAUAUGUCAUCUCAAAUAGUCUGGACAAAAAGGCAGUUUAUGAUCAAGAAGCCGAGCAUGAAAACUUGCCUAGUAUUAAUUACGUCAAGGGGAAAUCUUUGCAUAGAUGUGUAUCACACAGUGCAAUUACUGACUGCAAGUCAUCUGUGAAACUAGAACCUCAUUGUGGAUAUAGUUCAUCCUACAAUCCACUUAAAAUACCUUCAUCAGUAUUAUCAUGGCCUACGCCUGUGCCAUUCAGACUGUUAACUUCGCAUCCAACCCAUCCUGCAUUAGACAUUACCAGUUUGUUUAAGUAUAGAAUUAAUUAUCCAUUUUUAGUUCAAUGGGUUCAGACAUUAUUGCAAAUCUAUUUAAAAUGGCGAACUGGUGAGAAAAUUCCGGAUAAUUUAGCUAUACAAAAUGCAAGACAAUCUGUUAACCACUUCUUAGAAUUGGUAAUUAAAAAGAAAAUCUACAAAUCAAAACGAAACUACAAACGUCUAGUUGAAGUUAAUGGUGAUAAAUAUAACACUACUGACAAUCUGCAUGAUAUUGAAGCUGUACCGAAUGAAAAUCUCCAAUGUUCAAUAUUGAAUUUAAUUUUAGACGGUGAAAUUGAAAACCCUGAAAUAUAUGAAAAUCAACUAUGGAAACGACGCUACUACAAUCUACUGAAUGCGGUUGAUUUCGUGUAUAAGGACUAUCAGUUAUUGCAUUAUGUGUGCAGGGAAGGUCUGUUUGACUAUGUUUUAUGUAGUCCAAGUACUUCGAGUGACUCUAAUUAUAAAUGGCAUGACGGCGGCAAUGUUGACAAAAAUACAGAAAAGAUAACUAAUCAUGCAUUGAUUGGCUCUGAUCCCAUCGGUUACUUGGCAUUCAGGAUAAAACAACUUUUAUUAUUAGAAAAGAAAUCGAAUUCUUCAGGAGGUCAGAAUAAUUUGAAUCAAUGGCCUUGUUCUCUAAGCAUAUCAGUAGCCUUCCUGAGUGAUAUAAUUGCACAAAGUCGUAUACUACGCAAUGAUUUGGAGCACAGGUUAGCGAUUCAUGAUCGUCUAGUGUAUGUACUAGGACAAGCCAGGGAUCAACGAACUAAACUGAAACUUCAUAUGCAUAAACAAAAUGAAAUUAUCACUGAAUUAACGCAUAAACUAAAUCUAAAUAAACAAAAUAUCAGUCAGUUAACUGCACCGAUCACUGGAAGUGUUGAUAUCCCGUCUUCUGUAAGGAAAGAUAACUUUUCCUCAGCAAUAACAAGUCCAUUUAUCGAUACAGAAAAUCCUCCGAAUGAACUAAUGAGGUCAGAUUCACCAAACAGUCUGUAUACUUUUAACAAGAAAGAUAGACAACAAGACAAUGACAGACAAAAACUGUUAGAAUUAGAACAAAAAGUAAUUGAAUUACAAAAUCAAAUUGCUUCGUUUGAGAGAGUGUUAAAAGAGGAAGAAGCCUACCGUAAACGUAUACAUAAUUAUAUACAAGAAUUAGUGGGUAAUAUUCGUGUAUUUUGUCGGUUAAGACCAAGUAAUAAUAACACCAAGUUUAAGAACACUACAAGUAGUAAUGAAAAGUUGAAAAGUUCACUCAGUGUUGAAAAAAGCUAUUUAAGUGUUAAUUCGAAUGACAAAUUAUUAUUUUGCACAGAAACAAUACGUGAUUAUAUUAGAAAGCAACAGCAAUGUCAACAACAAAAUCAGAUCAAUUCAUCCGGAUUGUUCAACAAUCUCAAAAGUAUACCAGGUGUCGGUGUCAAUGGCAUUAGUCCCAGUGGAGUUGGAUUUUUAACGCAUACAAAUAUCCCCCGAUGUUUUAUAUUUGAUCAUGUUUUCGGUCCCGAAGCUCAACAGAAGGAUAUAUUUAAUGAAAUCGAGGAUUUAAUUAUCUCUAGUUUAGAUGGAUAUAAUGUUUGUAUAAUGGCUUAUGGUCAGACAGGCAGUGGGAAAACGUAUACAAUGAUGGGUACUAAAGAUGAACCAGGUGUGAAUAGAAGAGCUGUCAAACACCUAUUCGACAGCUGUUAUAAGCGUAGACACUGGAAGUAUACUAUAACAAUGAGUAUGGUGGAAAUUUAUCAAGAAGAUGUCUAUGAUCUCCUAUCGAAUGAUACUUCACUCUCUAUCAACACAAAUGAUAAUGGAUACAGAGAAAACAGCAAUGAGAGGAAAACGGAUCCAUCAGUUGGCAUCAGAUCACGCAAUAUAAUGAAGCUCAGUAGUAGCAACAAAAAGCUACCAAAGUCCAGUCGACCGAUAUUGCCAUGGAAUACUUGGAUCAAUACUAUGAGCACACAACAUUCCAAAUCUCGAUACACACUUUAUAAUCAACAUCAGUCACGUCAGCGUAAUUCUGUACGCAUACUGACCAAUGAAACCGAUGAGCUGAUAUUUAAAAAUCUUAAGGAACAUCUUAUCACUAGCGAAGAUGAAAUGUUGUAUUAUUUAGAAAAAGCUGAAAAACAACGCCAUGUUGGUUGUACACAAUUGAAUAUUAGUAGUUCAAGGUCACACUUAAUUAUUCUGUUAAAAGUUCACGGUGAAAAUCAUUUACAUAAUAUAACUAGUCAUGGUGCACUAACCUUAGCUGAUCUAGCUGGAUCUGAAAAUGUCACAAAGUCCGGAUCAACUGGUGAGCGGUUUUUAGAAGCAGCUUGUAUUAACAAAUCACUGAGCUCAUUAGGUCGUGUAUUUGAUGCCUUGCGACGACAACAGAAACCCACCUACAGGGAAUCAAAGUUAACAUAUCUCUUAAAACCAAAUUUAAGCGGUGAUUCCAAGUGCUUACUAUUAGUCACCUUAAGGACUGAACCAGAGCAUGCUGAGGAAACAUGGCGUGCAAUACACUUUGGACAAAGUGCUCUACAAGUUGUACCUGGUAAGCAGAGAGACAGUCGAAAUCGACAUCAUCAGUACUAUCAUUAUCAGUAUCAACACAGUCUUCCUUCAAACAAUCACCAUCAGUCAAUGAAUACACCCAGUUCAACAAAUAUAUCACUGCAUAUUAAUAGUGGUUUAAUGAGUCCUGCAUCCUUGCUUAGUUCUGUAAGAGCAGGGCAGAACGAUAAGUUGGUUUCAGUUAAAAAGCGUAGAACACUUCUUUCACAUUCUAUCUGCUCAACUGAUUUGGAGAAACAUAAAACAUGGAAGUAG